UGUCCUGUAAUCUGCUUCUUCUUAUUUGAGUAUCACUCAGCUGCCGGUGAAUAUUAUUUCGAGUAAUUAUGAAUAGCAUUACAGGGCGCAGUGACAUUGCACAACAAUGUUCAAUCGUUUACUUACAGCUAGUGAAAAUUAGCCUACUCAGCAACUCCGUUUACCUGUAAGCGGUGUACAAAGCCGAAGUCUAUGAGACGGCGUCCGCGCGCCGCACUGACAGCGACACGAGCGAAGGCAGCGGGAGCAGCGGUACGUCCGCUAAACCUAAAGCGCUUGUUCUGGCUGAUGCUGGGUGCUGUGAUGGUGGAGGACGGGACGGUCAUGAGGGGACGGGUAACAGUGUACUCGGUGCCAGGCUGUCCACACUGCAUACAGGCCAAAGCUACUCUGAGUACAUUAGGUGUCCCUGUGUGUGAUGUGGAUGUGAACAAGCACAGAGAAUUAAGAGCACGAUUGAAGGAGCUCACAGGUCACAGUACUGUACCGCAGAUAUUCUUCAAUAACCUCUAUGUGGGAAACAACGAGGACCUCCAGAACCUGGAUCCUGAGCGACUGGAACAUCUGGUCCUGUCAGUAAGAGAGGAACCUGUGCCACUGGAUGCUCCGCCUGUACCUGGGGAAAAUAGCCUUGACUCUGAUGGUGAGAUUGAUGGAGCAGCCUGCGAGCUCUCGGAGGCACUGAGGAAUCUGACGCUGAAACUCUACUCUGAUCAUCUUUCUGAAGAUGGCAAGACAGUUGAUUACAAGGCCAUGUCCCGGAGCCUGUGCUUCGAGCGGUACUGUGAUCUAGCUGUCCAGCUUCAGCGUGUGGAGCUGCUGUCUCUGAGUCGUGAAGAGAAACUGGCUUUCUUUAUCAACAUCUACAACUCCCUCGUCAUCCACGGGAACCUGCGUCUGGGCUUUCCCAAAAACAUAUGGCAAAGGUAUCGGUUCUUCAACUAUGUGAGCUACUUCAUUGGUGGUGAGGUGUUCACACUGCAGGAUAUUGAAAAUGGAGUGCUUAGAGGCAAUCGAAAAGGUGUGGCACAACUCAUGAAGCCCUUUUCCAGGAACGACCCUCGGCUGCAGGUGGCACUUCCUGAUGUUGAGCCUCUCAUUCAUUUUGCACUGAACUGUGGUGCAAAGGGCUGCCCUCCAAUUAAGACAUACACACCACAGGACAUUGAUAGUCAGUUGCGUGCUGCAGCAGAAGCAUUCCUGGAGAAUGAUGACAGCUGUGUGAUUGACAGCGUGGGACGAGAAGUGAAACUCAGCCAGAUCUUUAAGUGGUACAAGGCAGAUUUUGGAGGCACUGAUGAAAAGCUGCUGAACUGGGUGUUUGAUCAUAUGGGAGCAUCACAGAAGAAGAGGACUCUACAGGCUCUGCUGUCAGAAGGAAAGGUCAAAAUGAGCUAUAUGCCCUAUGACUGGUCUAUAAACAGCACAGACUGAACUAAACCACAUUCUCACGCACAUGAUCACUCAAUCACUGACUCAUUGCGGGUUCUGUGUUUCUGUUGAACACGUACAGCAGAGACGAGUGAUUCAAAACAGAACUGUACCCUAAACUAUGCAUUUCGAACCCUUUACCUUGUUCUUCCACCUCCCAAAGGGCAAUGUGAUACUGUAGCCUAAUAUUUCUAACAAAAUUUUAUACCUAUAAUUGUAUUGCAGUGUUUUGCACUGAUUAUUAUGCAGUUGCAUGUUUUAUUCUCAUGCAAGGAUGUCUUUAAUUUAUCUGCAUUAUUAUGUGUAUUGUAUUUGUCAAUUUUUGUUU
Molecule: messenger RNA, 1759 nt
Organism: Sinocyclocheilus anshuiensis
Lineage: Eukaryota; Metazoa; Chordata; Actinopteri; Cypriniformes; Cyprinidae
Exons: 9
Coding region: 193-1434 (413 amino acids)
Biological process (GO): cell redox homeostasis
Molecular function (GO): electron transfer activity
Source: RefSeq, a predicted model, not a curated record